This is a messenger RNA of Lactuca saligna, 441 nucleotides long. The record is from the annotation of a GenBank genome assembly. Lineage: Eukaryota; Viridiplantae; Streptophyta; Magnoliopsida; Asterales; Asteraceae.
AUGCAUCACCCAUCUAUUUUCUCUAAUCAACAGUGGGAGUACUUUGUAGGUGGGUUUGAGUUACUUACUCGUCUUUCAAUGGAUGUUAUAUAUUGUGUAAUAGCCCUUAGUGUGGCAUUGACAAGAAAUGAGAAACCAUCUGACACUUUAGAGAACACUAAAAAAUUAUGCAAACCUCCACAAAUAUUAGUAGUAGCUAUUGGUCGUCAUAGAAAAGCAAAGCCAAUUAGUCUAGUUUCUGAAUUCACAAGGGAUGUAGAAAAAAGCUUGUUGCUAUGGAAUCUUCUUAAUCAGCUCAUUCCACUUGUGCAGAGACUCCCUGCAAAUCAGAAUCAAAGAUCAAAUUUAGAGUUACCUUUUGAGAGUGGGUUGAAGAAUAAGCGAAUGAAGCAAUGGCGGCUGAAUAAGCGUUGUCCAACGGCUGAAGAAGCAGCGCCGUAG